Molecule: messenger RNA, 5637 nt
Organism: Bactrocera oleae (olive fruit fly)
Lineage: Eukaryota; Metazoa; Arthropoda; Insecta; Diptera; Tephritidae
Gene: CARPA
Product: Carbonic anhydrase-related protein A
Molecular function (GO): carbonate dehydratase activity; zinc ion binding
Source: RefSeq, a predicted model, not a curated record
AGUUUGAUGUUGCUCGCACGACCAAAAGGACAUGCGAAACGGAAGUCACGACGAAGCGCGACAGCUGUACGUACGAGCGCGCGCGGGAUAUAAACUGUUUAUAUUAAAGAAUAUAUAGAUAUAUAAAUAAUUUAUAUAAUUUUUUUAUGAUAAAAAAAAUACUAGUUGUGUAAGUGUGUAAUUAAAGAUAGUAAAAAAAACUAAAUAUUUCCUAAAACAGUGCGAAACUUCGCAUGACCACAAUUAACCACAGCUUUGCGCGCAGGCGGCAGCACAAUUUACUGUUGGUCGAAAGUGUGGUCGCUCAACGCCGGUGCAGCACAUCUGCUACUGUGGGUACACAGUAAACUCGCAGCAGCCGGCGACCAGCUGCAACAACAACCGCUGAGCUUACAACACUGUACAGUUAUGGCUCAAAGCAAGGCAGCCACUAAAAAUAGUAAAGGAAAGUUUAAAUAGUGUUUUCCGACAAAACGGCGCAAGAAGACUCCCUGUAAAAAGCAGUGCAAUCAAACGUGUGCAAAUAAGUGGCGCACAGAACAUACAAAGGAAAUAGCGGAAAUAAGAAAAAACGCUGCCGAAAUUGUUGACUAUGGCGCGAGAGUCGCCACAAAUUCUCUAGACAACGUGCCACAGCUGUGCAACAACACAAAAUAUCAAAAAAGAAAGAAAAAAACGAAUGUGUGAAAUUAUUGGCGGAAAUGAAGCAUGCAACUUGUGUCCAUUACUGGCAUUGCCUGAUGGAAACAGUCAUACAGCAGUCAAUAGCCAACAGCCAACAACAGUCGUUGCGACAUAAACGAGACUAUCAGUAGCAGCUACAGCAUCAAGAGCAACGACAGCUUAGCUCAUCCGUUUCUCAACGCCACCUCUACCAGCAUAGACACAGACACGUUUGAAGCCAGAGAUACAGCUUUGCCACCUUCUCACUGCGCUUCAGUGCAACGGCCAAGAGCCACAGUCUACACCCGGCAGCGCGCCACAUCAAAGUGUCGAGGAAGCGAGUAGAGGAAAUUAAAAUUUGCAUGUGAAAGGAGCUGUAUUCUCGUAUUGCCUGGCAUUCGCUUACAACUCUGGCUGCGCUUUCGGCGCACAGCGCUUAAAACGUGUGGAUUUGUUCCUAUUGCCAAGGCGAAAAAAUAAGGCCGAGAAUUUCACACUCACAACGGCGAUGGCCGCCCGGCUUUAGUGCGCUUUUUAUGUGUGGCGUCACAGCGAUGAGCAAAAAAUACACGCAAUAAGCAAAGGCGUUGGCUUUCGAAGUGGAAAAAAUUGUGUAAACAACAACAAGUACAAAUAGAACGGGAAAACACUUGGCGGAAAUCAACACCAUUGCUAACUGCAAUUUCAAUUUCUGUGCGACGCCACAAUGCCGACGUAGGCAAUCUUGUUUGCCCUGCAGCCACCGGAGGCGCAGAAAGCGUUAAGUGAAAAGUGAAGAGUGAAAAGUGUUGGGUGCUGAGUGAUAAGUGAAUAGUGCUUUUCUAUUACCGCAUUCUCGCAAAAAAAAACCGCGUUAUUUCGUGUGUGUGCGUGAGUGUUUUUUAACGGUAAAUACAAUACACGUGCACGCCUAGACCGCAAAAGUGACGACGCUGUGUGUGGCACUAAUUACGCAGAUACUCUCAAAUGUGGCAGUCGUGUGGCUUGUAGAAUCGACAAAGUACUCUCGGUGGCCUGCUGCCACCCUCAAUCUUGCAUGUGGCAAGUAAAUGUCACUAUGCUUCAUCGUUCUUGAGCGUCACUGUCACUGCCACAAAAGAUAACAACGCCGGCUAGCAAACAAUAACAAAAUUAAACAAGCUACAACGUGGCACGAACUGGAGCAGUGGUACAUGCCACAUGAAUGAAUUCCAACAUUUAUCCGUACCAACUUCAGCUUAGACUUUUUGCAUAAGAACCAACCGAGCAAGCAAUCGAACAAGCACGCGUGCAGGCCAUGCCACAUGCGGCAUGCAGCUGCCACUGCUGAAGCAGCAACUAUUACUCAACUCUAAUAUCAAGUGCUAUUUGUAGUGGCAUCAAUAUAGCCGAAGUUAUUGCCAGAACCCACCGCAUCGUUAGCGUGCAGCGCCGACUGUAGCACAAGCAACAGCAUGCUGUCAGCAGCGUCCGCCUCGGCGCCUUCAUGCGUCUCUGGGUUUAUCGCUUAUUCAGCAAUCGUUUUGCUUUGCACUUCCGGAAUCAAAGCCAGUUGGGAAGAAUGGUGGACAUAUGAUGGCAUAUCCGGACCAAGUUUUUGGGGCCUUAUCAAUCCACAAUGGAAUAUGUGCAACAAAGGGCGGCGUCAGUCACCAAUAGACAUAGUGCCCGACAAGUUACUCUUCGAUCCAUAUCUGCGACCAUUGCAUAUCGAUAAGCACAAGGUUUCCGGUACACUACACAACACAGGUCAAUCGCUCGUCUUCCGCGUCGACAAGGACACAAAGCAGCCGGUAAACAUCACUGGUGGCCCUCUCGCCUAUCGCUAUCAAUUCGAGGAAAUUUACAUACACUACGGCACCGAGAACAGUCGGGGGUCAGAGCACUACAUACAGGGUUACAGUUUCCCCGGUGAGAUACAAAUCUACGGCUUCAACAAGGAACUCUAUCACAAUAUGUCCGAGGCGCAGCACAAGUCACAGGGCAUUGUGGCGCUCUCGCUCAUGGUGCAAAUUGGGGAUACGCCAAACCCCGAAUUGCGAAUUAUUACCACCACCUUCAACAAGGUUUUGUACCGAGGGUUUUCCACACCCAUCAGGCACAUAUCAGUGCGAUCACUGUUGCCAAAUACGGAUCACUACAUCACCUACGAAGGAUCCACAACGCAUCCUGGCUGCUGGGAAAGCACCGUUUGGAUAAUUGUAAACAAACCCAUUUAUAUCACAAAGCAAGAGUUGUACCAACUCCGACGACUGAUGCAGGGCUCCGAGAGUACACCGAAAGCUCCACUAGGCAAUAAUGCGCGUCCCGUGCAAGGACUACACCAUAGAACCGUAAGGACAAAUAUAGACUUUAAGCGUAAUAAGAAUCAAAACUCGUGUCCGACCAUGUACAAGGACAUGUAUUAUCGAGCGAAUCGCUGGUCACCGGACACUGGCUUAUUGAUUCGUUGACCCAACACAGUAUACAUGCACAUAAAUUACAAUAAUAUUAAUAACAAUAACAAUAAUGGUAAUGGUAAUCAUAACGUUAGUGACUGUAAUAGUAUUGGAGACAUAAGCAACUACAUUUGCGAUAAGUGUAAAGACAACGGUAAUAAAUACAACGACACGCAUGCGCACAACACCAGUGCCGCGAAUAGCAGUAAUUGUGAAAAUAACAACAACAACAGCAGCAUUGGGGCGCUGAGAGAUUGCAGAUGUAUGCAGAAUAAUUAUGAACGCAGCAUUUGUGGUCACAAUUGCAGCUGCAACAACAACAGCAACACGGCAACAAGUGACAACUUUAAUUGUGGCAACAAUGGCACACGACAAACAACAGCAAUAUGUUCAAGCGCUGCGGUGAGUGUCGGCAAUUUGCGUGCAGCAAUAAAUGUACGCGAUAAUAAUCGAAUUCGUUAUUACGAAAACCAUGCGGGGCGCGGCAAACGCGAAUAUAGCCGUAAUGCGGUGGAUGCGUCAAUGCGGCAGCUGCAACUGUUGCUGCCAAUUUCAACGCUGCACAAUGCUCGCACCGAAUUCGCUCUUUUCCACGCUUAAUUUCACACAUUUGUCAUUAUUAUGCCGAUAUGCACACAAAUGCAAUACUUCGCACACACGCAUAGAUACAUUUUGUGAACGUGUGUGUGUGUGUGGUUGCGCAUAUGAAUGCCCUGUGUGAAAACUAUUUAAAGUAUUCGCAGCUGUACGUUAUUAAAUUAAAUUGUAAUUCGAUUCAGUUUGGCGACACUACGUAAAAAAAAAAUAAUGAAAUAAUUAACAAAUUACAUACAUACGAAUAUGUUGUGGAAUCAGGUAUACUACGCGCAACUCGAAAGCUUCAUACAAUUAAUGUGGAAAAAAUACAAACAAAUCAAUACUAACAGGUUAUAUACCAAGCAGCAUUUGUGUGUAUGUGUGUGCGCAUUUGGGUCACGUAUGAGUAUACCCACACUCCAACAUGCUUCUGCAUACACACUCACACAGAAACUAUACAAUAAUUGUAGCUAAAUAGAAAUCAUAAUAAUGAAUUAAUAUGCAAACUGUAUGGGCGGACAAUAACUACAAAAUAACUAGCAAAAAUUAAUUAAUGGACACCGUAAAUACAUAUACAUACACACAUGCAUAUAUAGUUACUUACGAAGAAUAAGAAAAAAAACCCAAGUAAAAACUCUCCAGUAAACAGAACUCUACGUAUACUUAUAUACUCAAUAAAUCUACUCAUUAGUCCGAACUAUAAUUAUGUAUAAUUAACCGCUUCUGCUUGACUCAUACUCACUAUCACCCAUAGAACAACGGCUAUGCAAGAUAAUGCAUGAAGUAAUGCAUUCAUCCUAAUGUAACUAGUUUAUGAGUAGUGUUACCGUUACUUCAAAAUCUAAUAACUUCUCUUUUAAAAAACAUAAAAUCAGUGAUAAAAAAUAUACGAAAAAAUCUGCACAAGUUUUUGAGGGUGAGAUUCAGAUAUUUGGAGGGGUAGCUUAAUAAUUCAAUGACUAAAAAAAAAGAAAUGUGUUAUAUCACAGCAUGGUCUACACCAUCCAUAACUGUAGGCUAAAUGUAAAUAUUUUCAAGUUGAUGAAACGAUUCUCUCCACUAACCAGUCUUCUCUUUUGAUAGUAGUCAAGCAAAAUGCAUAUUUCAAAAAAUGCUGCCAUGGUAUUGUUGCCACGUUGACUUGCUUUUGCUGUCUCUUACACAGAAUUUCAUUCGUGCGGUUUGUAAACUCAAACUGAAAAAGUUUUCCGCUACUCCUAUAAUGUUGUAAACGCAUAUAGAAGGCAGUUUCUGUUGACUUUCUCAUUUUGUGUGUAACACUUCCCAGCGUUAGCUACCAAAUGUUCGUGCUCAGUAACACUAAAAAUAUUUGUCUCAUUUAAUAACAUAUUCCACUUCAAAAGGUUCAGUUGUUAUUUAGUAACCGUUCACGUUGCGCCACCAACUCGAGUUUAUUGUAAUCAGAAAUACUGAGUUUACCACAGAAAACCUUAAAUUCUGCUCUCAAUAUGUUUGUUGAAACUUAACCCUGUUCUAGAGUAAAAUAUUUAAUUUUCAGCAAGCUGCUUUUAUUCUCUGUUUUAAUUAGUUUCAGAGGUGUUUAAUAAUGAACCUUAUAUUUUCCAAAAAUAUUGCAACUAGAAGAACUCGUUCGCAUACCUCUUAUUGCGAUAAAUUUAGAAGUAAUUCAUUGACAGUGCUUAAUUUACUCGUAGCGGCUUUUACUGUAUUAAGGGGCUGUUUGAAACCCCAACAACCUCAACCAUUAUCACACAUGCCAAACUAUUGGUUUGUUCUUGAGCAUAGCAUAUUAAAACGGUAAAUAUAUAUGUUAACAUAGAAAUUGUACAUUAAACAAAAAGCAAAUUAGACAAGGAGAAAAUUGAGUUGCUCUCAGUAGACGCUAAUCAUUAGAGAUUAAUCCCAGUGAGUAAAUUAGGCGGCCAAAAUAUGUUUUGAGUUGAAACGCCUAGCAAUUAGCUAAUAAGUACGUUAGUGACUAAAUAACCUAGAUUUUAGU